AUGGCCGCCCCAGGUCCAACUCCAGAGCAGAUUGCGAUGAUGCAGCAGCAGAUGGCUGCGGAAGCGCAGAGACGAGGAAUGACAGUCGAGGAAUUUGGCAAGAUGCAGCGAGAGCAGAUCGCGGCAGAGGCUGCUAGGCAAGGUCUUACUACUGAGCAGUUCAUUCACCGGCUGAAGGCUCAAGCCUUGAGGCAACACCAGAUGCAGCAGCAGCAGCAGCAGCAGCAGCAAGAAGAGGGCCAGCAGGGACAACAGCAGCCUCAGCAUCAGCACCAACAACACCAGCAUCCUCAGCAGCAACAGCAACAGCAACAAGUGCCUGUGAACUCCGCAGCGCCACCGGACCCAAGAGGUAUCGCUGUGGCGCAAUUUCUGAAGGCACAGAACCUGAAGCCUAGAGUCUGUAUCUUGGAUGGACGAAGAAAGGAGCUGUUCAAAGUUAAACGAGCAUUGCGGGCACUCCAAUCUCCCGCCUAUGCUAAAGCGUCCGCUAAGCCUAAAUCCAACCUGCCACCUGUCACCGAUCUAGCUUCCGCCGAAAACGCAUUCAGACUUCUACCAAUGUCUCUCCUUGCCUUGAAGGUCUCCAAGAUCGAUCCCCAUGAAGGAUAUAACCACGCUAAACCGCCGUCCAAGAAGGGUAGGGUCAAGGGCCUCUGGACUGUCCGCAUACAACAACACCAAGAUACGAAUCCCAUGUCGCACUACGUCUGGCUAUAUGAAGGACCUCAAUGGAAACAGAAGGCAAUGGCAGCCGGAGUCCUGGCUGCUAUCAUGGCCGUUGUCAUGUUCCCAUUGUGGCCUGUCAUGCUUAGACAGGGUGUCUGGUAUCUCAGUGUUGGCAUGAUGGGACUACUCUGCUUGUUCUUUGCCAUGGCAAUCUUCCGCCUCAUACUCUUCGCGGUCACCUUCUUCGUCGCUUCACCCGGUCUAUGGCUCUUCCCGAAUCUAUUUGAGGAUGUUGGCUUCUUCGAGAGCUUCGUACCUGUAUGGGGAUGGCAAGAGACCAAGAAAAAGAAGAGAUCCAAGAAAACAGAUGGUUCAACGUCGAAGUCUUCCAAAUCCAAGCCGUCUAAGUCCACAACUGCCCCUGCUCCGAGUGCCACCGAGAAGGCCCCUGCCACAGCCAACCCGCCCGCGCCCGCCGCUCCGGCAGAGCAGGCCAAACCCGAGCAUUCACCCGCCAGACCUGCAUUCGCUGCCAGUGUAGAAGACGCUGAGGAAGAGUAA
This is a messenger RNA of Microsporum canis CBS 113480, 1230 nucleotides long. Its product is annotated as translocation protein SEC62. NCBI's taxonomy places the organism in Eukaryota, Fungi, Ascomycota, Eurotiomycetes, Onygenales, Arthrodermataceae. The transcript has 3 exons. The record is from RefSeq and is a predicted model, not a curated record. Bases 1 to 1230 code for a protein of 409 amino acids. Gene Ontology annotation, biological process: post-translational protein targeting to membrane, translocation. Gene Ontology annotation, cellular component: endoplasmic reticulum; endoplasmic reticulum membrane.